UAUUCCGUUGCAUUUGUCCAAUCAAAGCACAAGUUUCAUAGUCAUUUCGAGCCCGAAGCAUUAGAACAUUUACAAAAUUGCUACACCACCAAGGAAUGGCUAACUUCUGGUACCGUCAUGGACUUGCUGUACAUCCUCAGCCCGGUCGCAAAUCACAACAUUCUUGAGAUCCCGCCCGCGCUCCGGCAAGAUCUAAGGUUUUGGCUACCAAUGGAAGUUUUUGAGAACCCCGAACUUACGAGUUUGCGAGAUCUUAGCGUCGCUCGUAAAACGUCGUCGUUACUCAGAAUAUCUCCAACAUCUAUUGUUUUAUAUAUUGUAUCAGCCUUAUGA
This is a messenger RNA of Botrytis fragariae, 333 nucleotides long. RefSeq lists its product as uncharacterized. The transcript is spliced from 3 exons. The annotation marks the transcript as partial. The record is from RefSeq and is a predicted model, not a curated record. NCBI's taxonomy places the organism in Eukaryota, Fungi, Ascomycota, Leotiomycetes, Helotiales, Sclerotiniaceae.